Molecule: messenger RNA, 2203 nt
Organism: Cuculus canorus (common cuckoo)
Lineage: Eukaryota; Metazoa; Chordata; Aves; Cuculiformes; Cuculidae
Gene: DRC1
Product: dynein regulatory complex subunit 1
Exons: 17
Coding region: 16-2184 (722 amino acids)
Biological process (GO): axonemal dynein complex assembly; cilium-dependent cell motility; regulation of cilium movement
Cellular component (GO): axoneme; axonemal dynein complex
Source: RefSeq, a predicted model, not a curated record
GGACCGGGAGCGAAGAUGGAGCCGCCGCUGGCAUGCAGGGACCCGGUCCAAGCCCCCAGCGAGCCCAGCCCCGACCCCGAGCAGAGCACCGCCUCCCGCCGCCGCCGCCGCCUGGCUGCCCAGCGCCGGGAGGCCCUUGAAGAAGAUGCAGAGGCAAAGGUGGCUGAGGAGGAGGAAGAGCAGAGAAGGAGCCAUAAGCAGUUUGAGGAAAGCAGGCAGAAACUGGCCAAGCUGCUCUUUGAUGGCUCGCAGAUGGUGUCAAAUAUCCAGGUGGCUGCUGACUUGAGGGAAAUGCAGAGGAGGGCAGAGAAAGCAGAGCUGAUGAAGCAAAGGGUGGAGAAGCUGGAGAAUGAAGCCAAAUCUAGCACAAAGAAAAUGGAGGAGAUCUUCUCCAAGUGGGCCUUGGCCAAGGAGAUGAUCCCGCAGGAGCUGUGGCAGCUGCUGAACCAACAGCAGCAGCAGUGCACGCUGCUUCUAGAGGAGAAGAACAAGCUUAUCAGUGACCUGCAGCAGGAUCUGAAAGACAGAGACGAGCAAUAUGUACAGGCCAUUAAGGAUCAGUCAGAUGAUAUCUACCUGCUUUUGGAGAGGAUGGAGGAACAGAUCAGGAACAUGCUGAAAAGUUACCGUCACGAACUCCUACAGAUUGAGGAAGCUUUUGAGCUCGAACAGCAAGAGCUGCGCAACAACAGCGGGAAGAAGUGGGAGGAAGCCAUCCAGGCCCACAACGCACAAGAACUGGAACACCUGCAUGCCCGUAUGAGGAAGGUGGAAGAGUUUGAGAAACAGCUGAGUCAGCUGCAGGUGCAGGAUGAGGAGGAGUAUAACAGCAUGAAGAGCCAGCUGGAGAAUGAUGUGCAGAACCUGGAAAAGCAGAUUGAGCACAUGAAAGCCAUCUAUCGACUGAACCAGGAGAAGCUGGAGCACAACCUUCAGGUGCUUAAGCAGCGGGAUGAAGAGAACACCAUCAUCAGAGCCCAGCAGAAGAGGAACCUCAAGCGGCUCCAUGGCUCACUCAGGAACCUGAGAACAAAACUGGCCAACCAAGAGAAGCAGUUCAGAGAGGAGAACCAGGGCCUGGCAGCUGACUACAAGCACAUCACCAAGCAGUGCGAAAAGACACAGAAGAGGAUGAGGCACUUCGCUGUCAGUGAUGCUGAGAAAUUCGUGGAGGUCUGGCUUAUGAAUGAGAAGGAAGCCAAAGAGCUGAUGCAGAAAGCCCUUGAUGCAGAUCGCAUCAUUCACACUCAGCUACUGGGGCUGCCCUGGGAAGAGCCUCGUUAUUGGUUCCUUGACAACAUUGGCCCCAUUGGGAGUUACAAGGUGAAGAAGAUGGUGACCAAGCUGGUUGCGGAGAUCCUGACAGAGAGCAGCUCUGAGGGACAGGACAAGGAAGGGAAAGAGAAGGAAGAAGUGGGCAGUGGAGAAGAAGGAAAACGACCCACACCAAAGGUUGAGGAUAGAGCCACAUCUCUGCAAAAUAUCCCCAAGUCGACUGCCAAGAGGAUCCUGGAGCUCAUGAGUGAUGAGUUGGAUUUCCUCAUCGAGAGAAAGCUGAUAAGGCAUCUGAGCAUACUGGGGAGGCACGAGCGCACCCAGAUGAAGCUCACCUCCAUAUUUGCGGCCCUCAAAAUUGACAGUGAGGAUGACCUGUACCAGCUGCUGGAUUUUUUCUUGAAGUACAAAACCCAAGAUGUGGCUGCCAGCCAGAACCACGGCAGCCCAGGUGGAGAAGAUGUCACAGAUUUGGCUGAGGAUGGAGAGGGCAGUGGAUACAGUGCCCAGAAGGAUGAGCUCAAAUACCCUCGGAGCUCACAGAGUAACAUUCCAUCUGUGUCCAUCCAUGCUGAUGAUGUCCUAAAGAUCCUCAAAGCAUUUCUGCAGGAUUUUAACAAGACAAGGGAGAAGGAUGGAGUAGCAAAGGAAGUGCUACACGUACGAGACAGCUCCAAGGAUGAGGAAUACUGGGAAGCCCUGACACACGUUAUCCCCAAGCCGACAUUGAAACUGUGGGACGCACUGGAGGUGGCAUUAAAGGAAUAUUACGAGGUCCUCAAGCGCAGAGCCAGACUCCUCAAUGAAGGGGCCAUCCUGCAGCAGCAGAACUUGGAGCUGUGCCAGCUGCUGAAGCAGUACAUCAGCUCUGGGGUGAGCAGCAGGCCGCUCUUCCCUCCCAUGAAGUGAAUGGACCCAGACUUCUCCU